AUAUUUAUAUGUUGACAAACAUGCAUAUAAGUGUAGAUAUAUAUAAAAUCCGAAAUUCACUGACAAUUUCCCUUCCCGCAAAAACACACAUAGAAAGAGAAAAAUAGAUAUCACCGAUUCUGCUUGUUUCCGGACGCCUUCAAAUCAUCCUCAAUAAUUCGACAUACUGUUGAAGCCUAUAAAGCCUGAUAAUUUGAAGGAGUGUUUCCGAAACCAGUUAAACAAAGCUAUAGGCUGUUUCUCUCCAUUGAAAUAUCGGGGUUGUUUUUGCGGGAAAAGGACAAUGCUAAAAUUGCUCUCAUGAAAAUUUUGGAUUCUGGUUUUGGUGGAACAACUGGACAUAUUUCUGAUGGGUGUCAACUUCUUAUCCAUUUCUGUUGUCUGUACCAUUCUGAGCCUGGUUGGCGUCCAGUAUUGGACAGAAAUCUCACUUGAAAAGCAUCAAUCAGAUGUUUUGAUUGUAAAUGAUCUUAUCAAUUCAGAAAAUGCAACCCAUACUCUUGAGCUUCUUUUUGGUUCAUACAUGACCCUUUUGCUGGUUUCCAGUUUGGCAUUUAAUGUCAUCAUCUUGGUAAUUUUAGGCCUAAAGACAGUAUUCUUUUCGGAGCUGUAUACAUCUGAAAUCCGAAAAAUGCUUGAAAGGCUCGUGAAUUACAUCAUCUACAAGGGGACUUUUCUUCCAUUGGUAGUCCCACCAACAAUAUUUCAAGCAGGUCUAUGGUCAACUUGGUUAGCCAUGCUUUGCUUCUUAAAGAUGUUUCAAGCUUUAGCUAGGGAUCGACUUGAACGCUUGAAUGCUUCUCCUUCUGUCACUCCAUGGACAUACUUCCGUGUAUAUUCUGCUUUGUUGCUUGUUUUCUCUGUUGACUUGCUCUGGAUAUUUCUAUGUCUGACAAUCUACAGUGCAAUGACUUCAUCAAUAUUUUUGUUGUUAUUUUUUGAGCCUUCUAGCAUAGCUUUUGAGACACUGCAGGCCAUUGUGGUCCAUGGAUUUCAGUUGCUUGAUAUAUGGAUGCAUCACUCUGCAGGAGAUGCUGCAAAUUGCCGAUUAUCUAAAAUCUUCAAUAUGUCUUCCGCAGGUUCACUGGGGGAAUGGAAAGGCAUGCUUAUCCGGAAUUUGGGAUUUUUCCUUGACAUGAUGACAUUGCUAAUGGCUCUUGCUCACUACCUAUAUAUCUGGUGGCUUCAUGGCAUGGCAUUUCAUCUUGUAGAUGCAGUCCUUUUCCUAAAUAUUCGUGCCCUUCUAAGUGCUAUUGUGAAGCGUGUCAAAGGUUUCGUCAAACUGCGUAUGGCUUUGGGAACCCUUCAUGGAGCACUUCCUGAUGCCACAUCUGAAGAGCUCAAAGCAUAUGAUGAUGAGUGCGCAAUUUGUAGGGAACCGAUGGCUAAAGCUAAGAGGCUGUCAUGUAAUCAUUUAUUCCAUCUUGCAUGUUUGAGAUCUUGGUUGGAUCAAUGUUUAAGUGAGAGUUACUCAUGCCCCACUUGUCGGAAGCCACUCUUUACAAGCAGAUCUGAAAGUAGUGUAAAUCCAAAUGCUGCAGAUUUGUCUAGAGAUGAGCAACUUGCUCAUCAGAUUAGUACUGCACUCAACGGGCCAGAUCUUCCCGGUCAUAACCUUCACCCUGGAGUCUUUUCCAACCAGUCACAGAACCUAGAAAUGAGUGAUUGGAGUAGGAGGACGGGUGUCAAUUUAAGUUGGUUAGGUUUAGAUGGAGCUGGCCCGUCUGGAUUUAAUCGUGUUCAGAUGUUAAUGAGGCAACUUGAUGUUGGAGAAACUUAUGCACAGGGUACACUUGAAGAUGCCGCGUGGAGUCUGUUUCCUCCAAACCCAUCUCAGAUUGGUACCUCCAGAUCACCUAUUCCUCCUGCUGCCUCAACAAGAUAUCCCGGAGGCACUAGUGGUUUGCAUGUCAGGUCAACAUCUAAUGCUGCCAACUCCAACUUAGAAAAUAUAAUUGCAAUGGCUGAAACAGUUAGAGAAGUGCUGCCACACGUUCCAGACGAAGUAAUCUUUCAGGAUUUGCAGCUGACAAAUUCGGCAAUGGCUACUGUGAAUAAUCUUUUGCAAAUGUGAUUGAAUUGGCGAUACUGUUGUCGAAUGAUGUACAGACCUUAACAGUGCAGGCCGAAGCGGGUUGAGGCUCGGAAUGCACAUGAUUAUGAGGUUUGUGCAGUAGAAGCUCCCCCCUGUGUACAGCAGCAGCACACUAAAACAUCCUUGAGGAAAUGUGCAAAUAAUUAAUUUUGUUAGGAAAAAUAAAGCAAAUUCAGUCUAAAUGAAUGGAUGAAAGAACGAAAGGGCUCUGUUGUAUCUCUUUGUAGUUGCCAUUUUUCAUUAAUUUACUUGUGCCGAAUGUUGUAGUCCUCCUACUCAAGACCUCUUGAUGUUUCAUGAAAUAUAUGUAAGUUCUCCUCCA
Molecule: messenger RNA, 2417 nt
Organism: Salvia miltiorrhiza (redroot sage)
Lineage: Eukaryota; Viridiplantae; Streptophyta; Magnoliopsida; Lamiales; Lamiaceae
Product: E3 ubiquitin protein ligase RIN2
Exons: 13
Coding region: 350-2074 (574 amino acids)
Biological process (GO): ubiquitin-dependent protein catabolic process; positive regulation of plant-type hypersensitive response; protein ubiquitination
Cellular component (GO): plasma membrane; cytosol; ubiquitin ligase complex
Molecular function (GO): ubiquitin protein ligase activity; ubiquitin binding
Source: RefSeq, a predicted model, not a curated record